Molecule: messenger RNA, 908 nt
Organism: Daldinia vernicosa
Lineage: Eukaryota; Fungi; Ascomycota; Sordariomycetes; Xylariales; Hypoxylaceae
Product: DUF427-domain-containing protein
Exons: 1
Coding region: 111-908 (265 amino acids)
Source: RefSeq, a predicted model, not a curated record
CUUCUCCGGACUUUGCUGAAGUGACAUGAAAGCUCUUGUUUAAAUUUUUGACAUUAAACUUUCUAUUACCUAUAUCAUCAUUAAGGAAGACUAGAAACCCGGACUCCAGCAUGGCAAACCCACACGCGAAAUCAGAUCUCCUUAAGCUUGGUAAGACCUUACUAGAAAACGGCCCCAUCAAGACUCUUGCCACACCUCGCCGAAUACGAAUCUUGUUCAACAACACGUAUGUGGCUGACACGACGUCCGCGGUCUAUGUCUGGGAGCACGAGUACUACCCGUACUAUUAUCUACCAGAGGAGUCGUUUACACACCGCCCGUGUAGUUUGCCCGGCGACGAAAACCCCCAGUACCGGACCGCAGCACUUAACGUCGGAGGCCGGACUACGGACCGGAUCCUCGUCUUCGGGGGCGGGCUAAGCCCUUCCUGCAAGCCACUGGAGAGGAUGGUGCGGGUUGAGUUCGGGGCUGCGGAUGCCUGGUUCGAGGAGGACGUGCCGAUUUACGUGCACCCGAAAGACCCGUUCCGACGGGUCGACGUGCUGCACUCUUCGCGGCCCCUGGAGAUCCGCGUCGACGGACAUCUGGUUGCGCAGACGAGCUCUUCGUAUCAUCUCUACGAGACGGGGCUGCCGCGCCGGUUCUAUGUGCCGGCGACGGCGGCGGCGCGGGAUAAGCUGAGGGAGAGCGAGACCUCGACUGCGUGUCCGUAUAAAGGCGUGGCGAACUAUUAUCAUGUAGACCUCGGGGGUGGACGGAAGGUCGAUGACCUGGUCUGGUACUAUAAAACGCCGACGCUCGAGUGUGCGAGCAUCGCGGGGUGUUUGUGUUUUUACCAUGAGAAGGAUGGGGUUGAGGUUAAGCUUGACGGAAAGGUGCUGCAGCGGCCGAAGACGCAUUGGUCGUGA